AUGGCCGUAUUUCCAUUGCCCCAGCUUGAAGAUAAUGCUGUAUUAUUACCCAGUUCCCAAACUAACUCAACGCAGCCUCAGCUAUGUGACGUAUGGAGAGAUAUACAAGGUGCCCAUAAUUGGAAUGGUUUGCUUGAUCCCAUGGUGCCCAAUUUGAAAGCUGAAGCUCUCAGAUAUGGGAAUUUGGCACAGCUUUGUUACGACGCAUUUGAUGGCAAAAGCUACUCCAAAAACUACGGCACAUGUUAUCACAGUAAAAGAGAUCUGUUCAAUAAGAUGGGCAUGUCUGAAAGUGGCUACCAAGUCACUAAAUAUGUUUACGCCAAUACUAAUCUGUUAAAUCAAGUUUUUGGUGAGAAACCAAAAGACCAAGGUGUUUGGUUGGGUUUUAUUGCAGUUUGCACGGAUCCAAAUGAGAUAAGAAGGCUUGGACGACGAGACAUAGUGAUUGCAUGGAGAGGAACUCAGACUGCUGAAGAAUGGAUAGAAGACCUGAGAGAUAUUCUUAGAGGAUUCCUGAGCUGCUAUACUUCAACUGUCCGUCACCGUCAAGGCGCUGCAGGAGCCACUGUGAACAUCAGCACCAGAGAUUUGGUAGUCUCAGAGAUAGAACGAUUGAUUCAAGUUUAUGAAAAAGAGAUGGACAAUUUAAGCAUAACAUUUACGGGACACAGCUUAGGAGCUGCUCUUGCAACCUUGAGCGCUUAUGAUAUCAAACAAAUGCUUUGCACCAAGCAUAAUUUUCAUCAAAUUCCCGUCACCGUCUUCGCUUUUGCCUCUCCCCGGGUGGGAAAUCUUGCGUUUGCUAAACGGGUGGAGGAGAUUGGAGUGAAAGUGCUGAGGUUUGUGAACAAGCGUGACCUGGUUCCCAAAGUGCCCGGAGUUUGUAUGAACGAGAACGUGGGAUGCCUCAGCAAAUUGCUGCAUUGGCUUCCGUGGACAUACUUUCAUGUUGGCGUCGAGCUUCCUUUACACAACAAUUCUCCAUUCAUUCAGCACACCCAUAAUCUUGCCUACUUUCAUAAUUUAGAGCUUUACUUGCAUUUACUGGACGGGUACGUUGGAAGUAAGCAGCCGUUUUCUUGGAGUGGAAGAGAUCAUGCUCUGGUUAAUAAGAGCUGUGAUUUAUUGCGCGAGAAAUAUGAAAUUCCUCCAAAAUGGUGGCAGGAACAGAACAAGGGCCUCGUUAAAGGUCCAGAUGGCAAAUGGACGCAGCCAUCAGAAAAGGAAUAA
Messenger RNA from Cryptomeria japonica (Japanese cedar), 1233 nucleotides. RefSeq names its product phospholipase A1-Igamma1, chloroplastic-like. NCBI's taxonomy places the organism in Eukaryota, Viridiplantae, Streptophyta, Pinopsida, Cupressales, Cupressaceae. Gene Ontology annotation, molecular function: glycerophospholipase activity. Gene Ontology annotation, biological process: lipid metabolic process. Bases 1 to 1233 code for a protein of 410 amino acids. The transcript is spliced from 2 exons. The record is from RefSeq and is a predicted model, not a curated record.